Molecule: messenger RNA, 1219 nt
Organism: Aplysia californica (California sea hare)
Lineage: Eukaryota; Metazoa; Mollusca; Gastropoda; Aplysiida; Aplysiidae
Product: twinfilin-2-A
Exons: 10
Coding region: 90-1115 (341 amino acids)
Biological process (GO): barbed-end actin filament capping; regulation of lamellipodium assembly; positive regulation of neuron projection development
Cellular component (GO): myofibril; actin filament; cytoplasm
Molecular function (GO): actin monomer binding; actin filament binding
Source: RefSeq, a predicted model, not a curated record
GCCUCAACUCCGUGUUGUAAACACUUCCUCCUUUGCUUCUUACUGCUUGUUGAUUUUUGUAAUCCUUCGCAGUCCAUUCAGAAGCGAACAUGUCACAUCAAACAGGAAUUACAGCAAAUUCUGAACUCAGGACGUUUUUAGCCUCUUCCAAGGAUGGGAGCGUAAGACUUAUCAAAGUUGCUAUAGAAGAUGAAGAGCUUGUGUAUGCAGAUUCAAGUGCACCAAAUGGAUCAUGGGAAGAUGAUUAUGAUGCCUUGGUGCUGCCGUUGCUGGACGAGAAAAUGCCCUGUUUCAUCUUGUACAGGUUUGACUCACAGAACAGUGCAGGAUAUGAAUGGCUCUUCAUCUCAUGGUCUCCGGAUUUCGCUGCUGUGAGACAGAAGAUGUUGUAUGCUGCGACCAGGGCCACUAUGAAGUCUCAGUUUGGAGGUGGCCAGAUAAAAGAUGAACUGUUUGGUACUGUUGUGAGUGAUGUCAACUUGAGUGGCUACAGGAAGCAUGUGCAGGCAGCUCAGGCCCCUGCCCCACUCACCAUGGCAGAGGAAGAACUAAAGCUCAUCAAGCAAAAUGAGGUGAAUGCCCACAUCCAUGUGGAAACCAAGUCUCAAACUAUGCAGGGUGUGGCCUUUCCUCUCACCCCAGAUGCCGAGAAUGCAGUCGUUACUUUCCGAGAUGGAGCCAUCAAUUAUGUACAACUGUGCCUUGACCUUGAAAAAGAAGUUGUGGAGGCAGCCUCGUCGGACACCAUUCGGGUGAAUCAGCUGAUAUCCCGCGUGCCCACCGAGAGUGCCCGCUACCACAUGUUCCGUUUCAGUCACACACACGAGGGAGACGCCAUGGACAGUGUUGUGUUCAUCUAUUCCAUGCCUGGCUAUAAGUGCUCCAUCCGAGAGAGAAUGCUGUACUCCAGUUGCAAGGCUCCCCUCUGUGAUCAGCUGGCCGCUGCUGGUAUAGAGAUAGAGAAAAAAAUUGAAGUGGACGACCCUUCAGAAUUGACCGAAGAGUUCAUCUACGAUGAGAUCCACCCAAAGAAAAACGUCGCACGACAGGCGUUUGCCAAACCUAAGGGUCCGGCCGGCCGUGGUCCCAAAAGGAUGACAAGGCCAAAGGAAUAAUUGUAUUACUUGUGCUCCCAAAUCCCUCCUCUCUGAACUUGUUGAUGAAGAAUUGUUUUUAUUUUUAUCUAAUAAAAAUGGUGAUCCAAGAUGUUGUGGGUUUA